Molecule: messenger RNA, 3248 nt
Organism: Gastrolobium bilobum
Lineage: Eukaryota; Viridiplantae; Streptophyta; Magnoliopsida; Fabales; Fabaceae
Exons: 4
Coding region: 570-2903 (777 amino acids)
Source: RefSeq, a predicted model, not a curated record
UUUCGUUUCGAUCCAAACAGGGAACAGAAAGCUCUCUCUCUCUCUCUCAGUUCAGGAACCGUUUCUUUUUCUCUCUCUCUCUACACUGACUCACUCUCCCUUUGGUGUCCUUGCACCUUGUGUGUGCCACGGAUGACUAUGAGCCUCUGAUGAAAUCACAGACAGCACAAACUAAGUCCAAACAAACAUUAACAUCACAAAACCAAACUGUAUCCACAAAAUGUCAAAAAUUCUUUACAAAAACAAUACAAAUAUUUGAUUAGAUCCUUUUCUUUUUCUUUUAUUUAUUUAUUUUUCACUACUUUCAGUGCCGAUUUCCCCUUUGUUUUUUUUGUUCUUCUUCAGCCAUUCGUAUCAUAGAUCUUCUUCUUCUUCAUCAAAACCCUUCUCAACCCCUUCUCUCACAUUCCACAGAGCUCUAUCAAGGCUUGAAGGGGUUGAGCUAUUUUGCGCAAAAGUUAAACCUUUUUAUCAGUUUUGAACUUGGGUAGUUCUCUGCAAUGGUGGGUUCGGAUUGAUUUUUUCUGGGAUUACUAGGUUUUUUUUUUUUUUGGUCCACCCGCUGCGAAAUGGGUAGUUCGGGAGAGUCGAACAUCAACGGAAUCGAUGGGUCAGUGGGUGGCUUGGUUUGGGUCCGAAGGCGAAACGGGUCAUGGUGGCCGGGUCGGAUAAUGGGUCUGGAUGAAUUGUCUGAGAGUUGCUUGGUUUCUCCGAGAUCUGGUACUCCGGUCAAGCUUUUGGGUCGCGAGGAUGCUAGCGUGGAUUGGUAUAAUCUUGAAAAAUCAAAGCGGGUAAAAGCUUUUCGAUGUGGAGAGUAUGAUGAAUGCAUUGAGAAGGCAAAGGCAUCUGCUGCCAAUUCAAACAAGAAGGCUGUGAAGUAUGCUCGCAGGGAAGAUGCUAUUCUUCAUGCUCUUGAACUAGAGAGUGCUCACCUGGACAAGGAACCAUUAGACUUGUGCUCCCAAUUAGAUAAAUCUGGUAGUGAACAUGGCGGAUCAGCUGGAGAAUUACCAGUCAUGUCUAAUUCUGUUGGUGACAAUGAGGAUCCGACGAAUGAUGUGAGUGACUCUGAAGACAAUUCUAAUUCAGCUCCAGAAUUGUCACAAUCUGGUAUAUCUUUUGAAGAGCCUAAUCAUAAUGGUUCUUUAAAGAUGCAAUCUGUGCAGGGAAGGAGGAGAAGAACACCUAAUGAUUCAGAAGAUGAUGGAACUGAAGGAGUCAAGCGAAUGAGAGGACUUGAGGACUUGGGUAUUGGUGUAGUGUCAAAGAGAAAGGUUCAGGGUACAGGUACAACUGAGAUAGUUCAGCAUGUUAGUGCUUCAGUCAACAAUUCAACCAUGGGGAACUGCCUGGCAAAUGGAACUUCUGUAAAUGGUGGUAAGUGUUAUUCUUCAACACUGAAAAGGAAGAGAUCACAAGUAGCAAAUUUUCACGAGUCAUUGAAAAGGAAAAAUCGACGCCGACCUUUGACAAAGGUUUUGGAGAGUACAGCCAUGGUAUCCGUUCCCGUCAUUUGUGAUCAGUUUCCCAGUUCUAGCAGUUCUCCACUAUGUGGGAUAACUGAUGGAAGGAUUUCUGGAUUAGAUUCUAAUGAUUCAAAGAAAAGUUUUCCAAUGGAAAUUCAGAAUUCAGAUAGUACUGGGACUGCUUGUGGGAAUGGGACUUCAUUAAUUGUUCAUGACCUUGGUAGUGAUGCUCCCCAAAUCAAUCACAGGAUCAAGGACAAUGAGACUUCCGGCAUACCAGGGCUAGUUGGCAAUGAUUCUUCUGAUAAAUUAUUUGAUGUGCCAUUUGUUGGAGUUCUAGGGGAGGAGAAACACAGUCCUGGUUUCUCACCCAUACUUGUUUCUUGUUCAUCUGACAAGCCUCAAGUUAGUGCAUUGGGACAUCAAUCUUGUCAUGCUAGUCAAUCUGAAGUUCCGUCAUUGAGAAAUGAGGGCAAGAAUGAAUCUGGUUGUUCCAGUUCAGCUGCUGGUUAUAAUAGUGUUGGCUGCAGAGCAGACAAAGGUAGUUCAAAGUGGCAGUCAAAAGGGAAGAGGAAUUUAAGACAUACAAGUAAAAAUAGAAAACAAAUUUCAAGAAAAUAUAUGGGCAUGGAUCAUGAAUCCAAUGCUUAUUUGCCAGGAAUGGGGAACUUGGAUGGAUUUUGUCAGGGCGCAGGUCAGAAAGUUGAUUGGAAUGGAAUGGGUGCACCCCAUGCUUCAUACAAUUGUACUUCUCAAGUCAAGUGCAAACCUAUUGCUGAAGGUCAACUAGAUGGACUUCCGGACUUGAGCAAACAUAUUUGGGGGACAACAGCAGAUGAAUCUCUCCUCACACCUCAGAGAUUGCUACCUUAUCGCCUUUCGCGCUUUACAGUUAACUCCAGAUAUCCAAUGGCAGAUUUUCCUGGAAGAAAUUAUUGUUCUGAUGCUUCAUUAUAUGAUGUUAAGCUAGAAGUUAAAUCCAGUUACCGGCCACAACAUGUCCCUUUGGUUUCUCUUGUGAGCAAACUGAAUGGCAAAGCCUUUAUUGGACACCCUUUGACAGUUGAGGUUUUGGAUCAAGGUCAUUGUGAUAAAAUAUUGAGUGGCAUUGAAUGUGACUUGGAAGUUGGUGACAUCUAUUGUGUAGCCAAACCAAACUCGGUAACUAGAAGAAUUCCUUCCAAGAAUUUGUCGCGUUUUUCGCGUAGGAAAUCUUACAAGGCAAAAAAAUCUGGGCUGUUAAAUAAAAAGAUUCGGAAGUUGUCAUCAUUAACUGGUCACAAACACUCAGAAGAGGAAAGAAAACCAGUGGUAGAUAAGCUCAAGGGUCCUGUUAUAGCUUGUAUUCCCCUUAAAGUAGUAUUCAGUAGGAUAAACGAAGCAGUGAGUGGUCAGGCACGGUCCACACACCGUGCAUUACCAGCAUCCAACCCAUGACUUCAGUUAUUCGGUAGGAGUUCCAUUGAAUGGAUGUUGCGGAUAAUUAUUUCUUUGGAAAUUUGAGAGGUUUUGGCUUAGUUAUGCAGACAAUAAUAUCUACUUAUUUUUAACUAUAUGCACAGUUUGCAGCCCCACAUAUUCUGCCAUGAAGGUUAAUCUUCUGUACAAUUUUAAGACAUUUUCAUGUAUAAUUUGUAGGAGUUAAAUCAUCUGAGGCUUCUCUUGGCUUUGUAAAUAAUGUAAACAUUGGAUGAGGUAUAAAGAUGAUAUAGUAUUAGGUGUUUGACCUGAUAUUAGGUUCUUAAAAUGUUAUGAAUUAGGUUUUUUGAAUGUUCAAUAACU